UAAACCACCGUCAUUGUGCGCACUCUUUAAGGCACCGAUCCAAUUCGGUAAACUAGGGGGUUGUGAGCCUGGGCAGAUUUUUAAGCAAGCAAAUCUGAGCCCAGGAAAGGAUUAUUCGCUAGACCUUCUUCAAAGGUUGGAAGGCAAAAGGCUGCGUUUGCUAGCACUGCCGGAGGCUUAGUUUGUCAAUAUAUCCGGGAAGAACGUGGCGAAAGCACAAUGGAGGCCAGAGGGGAGCGUUUUCUUAGACAAAGGCAAGUCCUAUUUCUCUUUGUUUUUCUGGGUGGGUCUCUGGCUGGGUCUGACUCAAGACGCUACUCUGUGUUUGAGGAAACAGAGAGGGGCUAUUUAAUAGCUAACCUAGCAAAGGAUCUAGGGCUAGGGGUAGGGGAACUGGCUGUGAGGGGCGCCCAGGUUGUGUCUAAAGGGAACAAACAGCAUUUUCAGCUCAACCAUCAGACCGGCGAUUUGCUCCUGCAUGAGAAAUUGGACCGGGAAGAGCUUUGCGGCCCCACUGAGCCAUGUAUACUGCAUUUUCAGAUAUUGCUGCAAAACCCUUUGCAGUUAGUUACAAAUGAGCUUCAGGUCAUAGAUGUAAAUGACCAUUCUCCGGUAUUCUUUGAAAAUGAAAUGCAGCUGAAACUCUUAGAAAACACGCCACCAGGAACCAUAAUUCCUUUGGAAAAUGCUGAGGACUUGGAUGUGGGAAGAAACAGUCUCCAAAACUACACUAUCACUCCUAAUUCCCAUUUCCACGUUCUCACACGCAGCCGUAGAGACGGAAGAAAGUACCCACAACUGGUGCUGGACAAAGCGCUAGACCGCGAGGAGCAGACAGAGCUCCUUUUGACGCUCACCGCGCUGGAUGGCGGCUCUCCACCCCGGUCGGGAAUCGUCCAGAUCCACAUCCUGAUCUUAGACAUAAACGACAACGCCCCUGAAUUUACACAGUCACUCUAUGAGGUUCAAAUUCUAGAGAACAGCCCCAUUAACUCUGUUAUUGUCACUGUCUCAGCUUCUGACUUAGAUACAGGAAAUUUGGGGACAGUAUCAUAUGCAUUUUUUCACGCUUCUGAAGAAAUUCGCAAAACCUUCCAGCUAAAUCCAAUUACUGGUGAUAUCCAGCUAGUCAAAUAUUUGAAUUAUGAGGUUUUGAAUACUUAUGAAGUGGACAUAGAAGCUAAGGAUGGUGGAGGCCUUUCCGGAAAAACCACAGUGAUAGUUCAGGUGGUUGAUGUGAACGACAACCCACCAGAACUGACCUUGUCCUCAAUUACCAGCCCUAUCCCUGAGAACUCGCCAGAGACUGUGGUGGCUGUUUUCAGUGUUUCUGAUCUAGACUCUGGAGACAAUGGGAGAAUUAUGUGUUUCAUCGAGAACAAUCUCCCCUUCAUGCUCAAACCAUCCGUAGAAAAUUUUUACACCCUAGUUACAGAGAGACCACUCGACAGAGAGACCCAGGCCGAGUACAACAUCACCAUCACCGUCACCGACCUGGGGACCCCCAGGCUGAAAACCCAGCACAACUUAACCGUGACGGUGUCCGACGUCAACGACAACGCCCCCGCCUUCAGCCAAAGCUCCUACACCCUGCGGGUCCGCGAGAACAACAGCCCCGCCCUGCACAUCGGCAGCGUGAGCGCCACCGACAGAGACGCGGGCGCCAACGCCCAGGUCACCUACUCGCUGCUGCUGCCGCCCCACGACCCGCACCUGCCCCUGGCCUCGCUGGUGUCCAUCAACGCGGACAACGGGCAGCUGUUCGCGCUCAGGGCGCUGGAUUACGAGGCGCUGCAGGCGUUCGAGUUCGGCGUGCGCGCGGCCGACCGCGGCUCGCCCGCGCUCAGCAGCCAGGCGCUGGUGCGCGUGCUGGUGGUGGACGACAACGACAACGCGCCCUUCGUGCUGUACCCGCUGCAGAACGGCUCGGCGCCCUGCACCGAGCUGGUGCCCAGGGCGGCCGAGGCGGGCUACCUGGUGACCAAGGUGGUGGCGGUGGACGGCGACUCGGGCCAGAACGCCUGGCUGUCGUACCAGCUGCUCAAGGCCACGGAGCCCGGGCUGUUCGGCGUGUGGGCGCACAACGGCGAGGUGCGCACGGCCCGGCUGCUGAGCGAGCGCGACGCCGUCAAGCACAGGCUGCUGGUGCUGGUCAAGGACAAUGGCGAGCCGCCGCUGUCGGCCAGCGUCACGCUGCACGUGCUGCUGGUGGACGGCUUCUCGCAGCCCUACCUGCCGCUGCCGGACGUGGCGGCGGCCGAGGCCCGGGCCGACCCGCUCACCGUCUACUUGGUCAUCGCCUUGGCGUCGGUGUCGUCGCUCUUCCUGGUGUCGGUGCUGGUGUUCGUGGCGGUGCGGCUGUGCAGGAGGAGCCGGGCGGCGUCGGGGGGCGGCUGCGCGGUGCCCGAGGGCCCGUUUGCGGGCCACCUGGUGGACGUCAGCGGCACGGGGACCCUGUCCCACAGCUACCAGUACGAGGUGUGUCAGGGGAGAAUCUGGGACCUGGGAAUUUAAGUUUUUGAAGUCUGUUGUCUCCACCCAACAGAGGUCUGUGAACAAUGUGGAGGAAAACUCAAAUUU
Ailuropoda melanoleuca (giant panda) is the source of this 2580-nucleotide messenger RNA. Its product is annotated as protocadherin beta-3-like. The coding region runs from base 220 to 2514 and encodes 764 amino acids. Gene Ontology annotation, cellular component: plasma membrane. The record is from RefSeq and is a predicted model, not a curated record. NCBI's taxonomy places the organism in Eukaryota, Metazoa, Chordata, Mammalia, Carnivora, Ursidae. Gene Ontology annotation, molecular function: calcium ion binding. The transcript has a single exon. Gene Ontology annotation, biological process: homophilic cell-cell adhesion.